Cyphellophora europaea CBS 101466 is the source of this 639-nucleotide messenger RNA. RefSeq lists its product as uncharacterized. The record is from RefSeq and is a predicted model, not a curated record. Bases 1 to 639 code for a protein of 212 amino acids. NCBI's taxonomy places the organism in Eukaryota, Fungi, Ascomycota, Eurotiomycetes, Chaetothyriales, Cyphellophoraceae. The transcript has a single exon.
AUGGCCACCAAGACCCAAGCCCCAUCCGCCCAGGCAGCAUCCGCCACCGGCCAUGUUCUCCUCCCCCGCAUAACCAUUGCAUUUUGCACGCAAUGUAAGUGGAAUCUACGUGCCGCCUACUACGCACAAGAACUGUUGCAGACCUUCGGCACCUCGCUGGGCGAGGUCGCACUACUACCUUCCACGGGCGGAACCUUUGUCAUAACCCUGUACCACUUGCCUUCAAAUCCCAACAGAGCCAGAGAAGCCCCUGGCGGCAUCAACGACGAGGUUGGUGAGGACAGCAAGCAGGGCGCGGAUGCCAAGUCGCCAGGCGAAGUCCAGGUUCAGCAAACGGUGGUAUGGGAUCGCAAGGUCGAUGGCGGGUUUCCCGAAACGAAGGACCUGAAGGGUCGGGUAAGAGACUUGGUGGAGCCGGGGAGGGGUUUGGGCCACACCGAUCGGGCUUUACGAAAAGGGAAAGGGGAAGACGGAGGUGCAGAUGCGAGUACGGCGGCCUUGAAGGGCACAGAGGGAAAUGUCGCAGUAGAUGAUGGACGGAGAGGGGACGGCAAGACUGAGGCAGAGGGUGGGAAUAUGGACGCCGAGGGUAACGCCGAGGGUCGUGCAAAGGCGCGGGAGUGCGAAGAUUGCAAGUGA